Messenger RNA from Chelmon rostratus (copperband butterflyfish), 1157 nucleotides. RefSeq names its product general transcription factor IIF subunit 2-like. Lineage: Eukaryota; Metazoa; Chordata; Actinopteri; Chaetodontiformes; Chaetodontidae. The record is from RefSeq and is a predicted model, not a curated record. The coding region runs from base 63 to 821 and encodes 252 amino acids. Gene Ontology annotation, biological process: transcription initiation at RNA polymerase II promoter; transcription by RNA polymerase II. The transcript has 8 exons. Gene Ontology annotation, cellular component: transcription factor TFIIF complex.
CUCGGGUAACCUCGGUUAACCGUAUACAGUCUUCCGAAACUCAUUUAACCAACAUUUAAACUAUGACAGAUAAAACGGAGGUCAAUCUAAGUGGAGUCAAACAAAGUAAAGGCGUUUGGCUUGUAAAGGUUCCCAAGUAUUUAUCUCAGCAGUGGGACAAGGCCUCAGAAAAGGGAGAAGUUGGAAAGAUCAGCUUUGGAAAGAAGCAGGGCAAAACAGAGGUAUGUUUCAACCUGAAUGAGGAGCUGAGCGCCUUGAAUGCUGUGGGGGAGAAAGAUGCAUCACUGCAGGUCCCAAGGGAUCAUCCAUUCACAAUGCACACAGUGGGAGGACAGACCAUGGCUGUCUUCAGCCAGAGUGACACAGAUGAAAUCAGUCUGGAGGGGAUGGUGGUGCACAGAGCCGAAUGCAGACCAGUCGUCAGUGACAACUACAUGAAGCUGAAGAAGCUGCAGAUUAAAGACUCCACCAAGUCUCCACGUUUGUCGCAGCAGCUGGAGAGAGCCAUCACUACCGUCUUCAAGCCUGUGGCCAACCACGAUUUCAAUGUGGUGUAUGAUAAGAAGAAGAAGUUGGAGGGGAAGAUGGUGAGGGCUGAGCGGCAGGUGGUGUUGGACAUGCUCUUCUCUGCCUUUGAGAAGCACCAGUAUUACAACAUUAAGGACUUGGUGGACAUUACUAAACAACCUGUGACCUACCUGAAAGAAAUCAUGAAGGAAAUUGGGACAUACAACAACAAGGGAGCUCACAAAAGCACCUGGGAACUGAAGCCAGAGUACCGACACUACCAGUCCGCUGAGGAGGAGAUGCAGACCGAGUAGUUCCAGCGAGUUCCGCCGAGCCUGUUCACUGAUGUGGGUCUCAUCACAUGAGAAAGAGCGGCGAUUCAGCCUGAGUGUUCAGCCGCUUAAUAUUCAGGGAAUUCAGGGUUUUCAUCGACUUCCUGAAUAUAUAUGUCAAAGAGAAAAUGCUGUUUGGCACAUAUGCAGGUAGUAUGUGAUGUUUUUUGAGUUGGUUAUUUUUGUUGCCAUUAUCAUAAGUGGAAAGGUUUGCUACACCUUAGCGAGCACAGCACUUUGACAUAAAUAAACAAGACAUAUUUCUGAUUGAGUUCAAAUGAGUUUUAAGUUUCUGGAAGUUGAGGAAUGUCUAACCAG